UGCGAUGGCCGCACGCCAUUGGCUGAUAGUUUCCCUCUCGAUCUUCGUUGCGUUCAACAGCCAGGUGGUUUUAAAACGGCUAACGUGAAUAAUUCUUUCAACUAAUUUUGACGAUUUUCUCCAUUGUAGUGAGUCCAACAACCCGUUUUCUCGUAUUUAUCUCAUACUUUGCGCUUAAUUGAUUUGUGAAACGCAGUUUUUAUCGAGAAUCACCUCAUUUUUCACUCAAAAAAAGGAGUUUCUUCGCCAUGGCUGCGAGUGUCAGCACAAUGUCCAGGAUGGAGCCGCCUCAACAAACUACUAGUUUGAUGCAAGAAAAGGAGCUGAUGGAGCGGAGGAUGCUGGAUGAGAUCAAAAGGCGCCGUGACGCUGGCCAGGACUCUUGGGCUCUGGAGGACUUUGAAAUAGGCCGUCCCCUGGGCCGAGGGAAGUUCGGCAGGGUGUAUCUCGCCCGUGAGAAGAGCACCAAGUACCCUGUGGCCCUGAAGAUGAUCUUCAAAAAUGAACUGGUGAAGCACAAAAUGGAGCAGCAGCUGAUCAGAGAGAUCGAAAUCCAGUCCCACUUGAAGCAUGAGAACGUCCUGCAGAUGCUGACAUACUUCGUGGACGAAAAGAGGGUCUUCUUGGUUCUGGAGUACGCCUCCAAGGGCGAGCUGUUCCGCGAGCUGAACGCGCAGAAGCACGGCCGCUUCGAGGAGCCAAAGUGCGCCAAGUACAUUUACCAGGUGGCCAGCGCCCUGCAGGCGUGCCACGACUGCCAGGUGAUACACAGGGACAUCAAGCCCGAGAACAUCCUCAUCUCUGCCAGGGGCAACAUCAAGAUUGCAGACUUCGGGUGGUCGGUGCACGACUCGUCCCUGACCAAAAAGAGGAAGACCAUGUGUGGAACCCUGGACUACCUGGCGCCGGAGAUGGUGAAGAACGUGGAGCACACGCACCUGGUGGACAACUGGUGCGUCGGCAUCCUCUGCUACGAGCUGCUGGUGGGCAAGCCGCCCUUCGAGAGCAAGUCCAGCACCGAGACCUACCAACGCAUACUCAGAGCCCACAUCGACUUCCCGCCCUACGUCGGCACCCUCGCCAGAGACCUCAUUACCAAGUUGCUCCAGGUGAAGCCUGAGAACCGCCUGUCCCUGAAGGAGGUGAAGGUGCACCCGUUCAUCGUCAAGCACUGGCCUCUGAAGAGCGUUGAUGAUGCCCCAAAGCCCGCAAAGUGAAUUUGAAGACUUGUCAAUCUCCUAAUCUUUAUUUUGAUCUGUACAUAUUGUGGUUUUAAUCAGGGUUGCAUUUGCUUUCCACCCGUUAUUUUUCACCACUCAAUUCCUUUCUGUGAAAAUCUUUAAUUUGUGGUCCGAGUGGCCAAAUUUUCUCCCAAAAUUGUUCGUUAACUGCCUCGAUUUCUCUCUGUAAAUUUUUAAAGUCAAGGUCAUGACUAAAAAACGCGGUUUUUUGCAACCCUGUUUUAAUAUUUUAGUUUGUGUAGAUAAAUUAAUGGCUGCGAUCUUUCCAUGCUUUAAUAUAAUAAGAAACUAAUUUUGAA
This is a messenger RNA of Cloeon dipterum, 1540 nucleotides long. RefSeq names its product aurora kinase C-like. The record is from RefSeq and is a predicted model, not a curated record. Gene Ontology annotation, biological process: protein phosphorylation; regulation of cytokinesis; mitotic spindle organization. Bases 249 to 1217 code for a protein of 322 amino acids. The transcript is spliced from 5 exons. NCBI's taxonomy places the organism in Eukaryota, Metazoa, Arthropoda, Insecta, Ephemeroptera, Baetidae. Gene Ontology annotation, cellular component: spindle microtubule; kinetochore; chromosome passenger complex. Gene Ontology annotation, molecular function: ATP binding; protein kinase activity.